This is a messenger RNA of Mesoplodon densirostris (Blainville's beaked whale), 1329 nucleotides long. Its product is annotated as TRAF3-interacting JNK-activating modulator-like. The transcript is spliced from 12 exons. Lineage: Eukaryota; Metazoa; Chordata; Mammalia; Artiodactyla; Ziphiidae. The record is from RefSeq and is a predicted model, not a curated record. Bases 1 to 1329 code for a protein of 442 amino acids.
AUGAUCAACGCAGACCCUACGCCGGCCUCUGGCUUGGCCUGGUGGGCUGAGAGCUACGAGGCCAAGUGCGAGCGCUGGCAGGAGACCCGUGAGAGCCGCCGCUGCCGCCCCAAUGUGACCACUUGUCGCCAGGUGGGGAAGGCGCUGAGAACCCAGCAGAGGGAACAGCUCCAGAGGGCACGACAACAGCAGUUUUUCAGGCAGAGGAACCUGAAGGUGGAAGAGAAAGGCAAGGCACAGAGCCCGCAGGCCAGGGAGCCAGGCCAGGCGACUGACCUCAAAGAGCCCUUGUCUUGGGCCAACAGGAUUUCUUCCCCCAGACAGCAGGUGUCAGGGACCAGCUCCGAGGUCUUUGCAACCCAACACCAUCCUGCCUCAGGCGCCUGGAGGGAUCCGGCUGACCACCUCCCCGCCCAGGCUGGGGGCCUUCCACCACAGGACUCUCUCAUCAAGAAGCCACCCAAACACCACCGUGGCACUCAGACAAAGGCAGAAGAAACACAGCCAACAAUUAAGAAUGACGCCAGUCAGCAAACCAAUUAUGGAGCUGCAGUUCUAGACACGAAAAUCAUCCAGCUUUCUGAGUACCUCAAAGAGGCCCUACAGAGUGAGCUGGUUCUAAAACAGAAAAUGAUGAUUCUCCAAGACCUACUGUGUGCCCUGAUUCAGGCCUCUGACAGCUCUUGGAAGGGCCAGCUUAAUGAAGACAAAUUGAAGGGCAAACUGAGAUCUUUGGAAAACCAGCUGUACACCUGUACCCAGAAAUACACUUCUUGGGGAUUAAAUAAGUUGCUAUUAGAGAUGGAAGACCAGAAAAACAGCUAUGAGCAGAAGGCCAAGGAGACACUGCAGAAAGUGCUGGAGGAGAAAAUGUGUGCAGAACAGCAACUGCAGAGCACACAGCGGUCCCUGGCUCUGGCCGAGCAGAAGUGUGAAGAGUGGAAGAGCCAGUACAAGGCUCUGAAGGAGGACUGCAGGACCCUGGGGACCCAGAACAGGGAGCUGGAGAGCCAGCUCCAUGUGCUUCAGUCCAAACUGCAGGGAGCAGACAGUAGAGACUUACAGAUGAACCAGGCCCUAUGGCUUCUGGAGAAUGAGUGCCAGGAGCUGCAGGCCAAGACUGAACACCUGCAGGGGGACAGAGACCUGUGCAGCUCGGAUACCCAGCACCUACAAGAUCAACUAAAGAGGUCAGAGGAGGAGAAACUUGCCCUGGUGACCAAAGUACAGCAGUUGCAGAGUCUGCUUCAGAAUCAAUCCUUACAGCUUCAAGAACAGGAGAAACUCUUAACAAAGAAAGGUCAGCAAAUUUAUUUCCACAAAUUCUAA